AUGUUUGCCGACAUACAAAAGACUCCAACAUCAGAUGAAAAUAUCCAGCAUAGAAUGGAAGAACUGAAAAAAAAUGUACACAAAUACAACAACCCUUUUUACUUACGAGCAUUUAACGUUCAAUCUUCGGAUGAACUCGGUGAAGAUAAAAGGUUAAAUUUCAAGAAAACAUAUAGAAAUGAAACAUUGUUUAAAGUUCAUUCAGAACCUAACCAAGAUGGAAACAAACCUACUUUUGUUUCUGCAGACGAUGGAACUACAAUGAGAUGGGGUCAUAAAGCUAAUCCAGAUAGGUGGUUCAUAAACUUACAACCACAAUUCCAAGAAGUUGUAGACGCAAUGGAAGUCAAUGGUGAACCAGAUAUAGCUGGUAUUUUAAGCGCGGCUUUAAUGCCAUUGAAAGAUAUGAAAGAUGCAGAUAUUUUGGACCAGUAUGAAAUGAACAUGGCUGAUGGAAAUAUAACACCUGACGUUCUAGAACAUUUAUCUCAAAGAACUACACAGAACCAUAGAGAUGGUAUAUUUGGCGAAGAGUUUAGAAAGAAAGUUAUGGACAGCGAAGGAAGAGAACCUAUUGUACAUGACCUUGCAAACGAAAGUUUACAAAAUGUCAUAAAAACUUACUUUGCAGACAAUGAACCGAGAAGGGAUGAAUAUUUAAGAAAACUCAAAUGGACAGUACCAAAUGAAAUGUUAGUAUUGAAAAACAUGUUCCUUGACAAAAUAAAACCAACUACAGAAAUAAACGACGCAAGACUGAAAGAUUGGGUAAAAGCUUUCCCAUUCACAAAAGAUAUUGUUGGUAACAUGGAAAGAAAACCAGAAUGGCUACAAAAACAUAUAUUUGGAAACGAGCAUAUUCCAUAUGGACAGGCACU
Messenger RNA from Trichomonas vaginalis G3, 878 nucleotides. Its product is annotated as protein of unknown function, DUF4106 family. The transcript has a single exon. The record is from RefSeq and is a predicted model, not a curated record. Lineage: Eukaryota; Parabasalia; Trichomonadida; Trichomonadidae. The annotation marks the transcript as partial.